This is a messenger RNA of Lolium perenne, 973 nucleotides long. NCBI's taxonomy places the organism in Eukaryota, Viridiplantae, Streptophyta, Magnoliopsida, Poales, Poaceae. The record is from RefSeq and is a predicted model, not a curated record.
CACCACACCAAAAUCACCUCCGCGGCCGCCGCUUAUAGUGAACCCUAAAUCCCCAAAUCCAUCCACGAGUGCGGCUCUGAGCUCCGGCCAGCCUCUCCGCCGCAACAUCUUCCUGCCGCCCCACACGCUCAAGCUCUCCUGGCCGCUCGAAGUGUUGUCUCCGCUGCGGUGGAGCACCCAUCCGGCGAGCACGACCUGCCCCACGCGCUCCCAUCUGGUGGUCAACCGUGAGAUCUCCGUUCCCAAGCCAUCGCCAUUACUGCCCACAUCCAGCUGCAACCCGUGGGGAUUUUCGUAUUCGCACUACCUAGUGAGGAUUCUUGAUCCCAGCGACUCACGACUUUGUGGCGGCGGCGCAACAAUCCUUCUCCCUGGCCGUCAGUGUCCCACCACAGAAGUUGGAAAAAUGGCAAGCGGAAGAGGAAAGAGUAAAGAUGUGAUGGUCACCGAUGAACAGCUAGCACAAGUUGAGUAUGAACUAGCUAGAAAUAGGAUGGUGGAAGAAAAUGAGGAAAGGAUGGCACGCCUAGGUAUACCUCGGGCAAGUGUUGCAUUUAAAGAUGCCUGCGAAGCAAGCCGACCCCCAAAACAGAAAAAAAGAAAGGCACCCUCCUCAACACUUGAAAAUACAACUGAAAGACGUGUUUUGAGGUCCAGGGUAGCAAAUGAAAGUGCUAAUGCAAAUCCUACAGACCAACCGUCCAAAGAGAUCACUACCAAGCUUGUUGAUGGUGAGAAAGGUGGGCGAACGAUAACUAAAAAGGCUAACAUAUAUGCAAGGAUGAAUAAGCCGAAAAUCAAAAUUCCAUUCAAUGAGUAUGGCCAACCAAUUGGGCCGGAUGCAACUGAAUUUGCCAACUUCAUUGGCACUCUGGUCAGGAAGCAUAUACCACCCAAAGCUAUAGAUUGGAGAGAUGUUGAUGAAGAAAAGAAGUUGCUAGUGUGGGAUCACUUACAGCUGAGCGUCUUCUGA